GGACGCCGGCGAGUCGGCGGGCGUGCUGCUGCGCAUGGCCACGCGCCUGCAGGUGGCGCCCGCCCUGCUCGCCAAGUUCAUCCUCAACUGCUACGCCAACGACACGGACGCGGCGUACCGGCGCAUGUCGGACCGCGGCAAGCGGCAGCGACUGGCGCAGCUGGUGCGCGAGCCGGGCCUGCUGGCCGAGCCGCGCGUGGCCGCCGAGCUGCGGCUGUGUGUGCUGCGCGACAACGGCUACGGCCCGCUGGCCGAGCUCGUCAAGCACACGGUCGGUCUGGAGUACGAGAUGCGACUGAAGAAGAAGCUCAUCUCUCUGAAGAUCCCGUUUCUUGACGAAGACGACCUUCGGCGCCGGGGCCACGACAAGACCCCCGACGUGCUGCUGGACGUGCCGAUCGCGGUGUCGGGAUGCAUAGUGAACUGGAUCGAAAGCAAGGCCUCGUUCGGUGACGACGAGACCCACGAGGCCUACAUGCGGGACCAGUACGAGAAGUACUGGAGCAGGUUCGGACCGGGCAUGGUGAUCUACUGGUUCGGGUUCAUCGGCGACCUGCUGCCGGCCGCGUCGGCGCGCCACGUGCUGCUGCAGCACCGCUUCCCCGAGGAGCAGGUGCAGUUCAUGGCGCCUGAGCUGUCCGUGGCGCCACUGGACGCCGCCGACGGAGACCUGCCGCUUGGACCGCUCUUCGACGAGGAGAGCGACAGUGAAGAGGAGCGGCCGCUGCCCGAGGAGAACAGCGAGGAGGAGGUCUCGGUGUGACGCGUGUGUUGGUGCGGGGAGAGAAGGCCUAGUGACCCAGCGCGGCCAGGAGAGCCGCUACAACAGUGCUGUCUGGUGAUGCGGAGCGGCUGGCGGUGUCUACCGCGUGGACGGCGGCGCGUGCGUUGACGGUGCGACUGUGCGGCGAGAUCUGAGUUGCGGGCGGCAACGUGAGGUGUCAAAGGGAGAUGCGCGACCAUCCUUUGCCACGGGGUGUGAGGGAUGCUGGCCUAUGUUCGGUCUGCAGAGUGAGAGCCACAACGGAGGUGGCAACUGUGGAUGUUCCCGGAGCAUUCUGUGAAGGUAACAGGAAGCUGUGAGCGUAACCAAGUGUCGUGUAAUUGCGAACACAUCUGUAUGUUCGUGUCCUUGAAGCUUGUCUCGGGAAAUUAGACAGAGUUCACGACUUAUUUGUAGCUCUUUUUGUCAUGGAUUUUCGUAGUGGAUGCUCAUCGCCGAACCGGGCGGUCAAAAGGGCGCGGAUGGGGUGGGUCAAGUCAUUUAUGGCGCUCCCAUAUUCGUGGGACGUCAACCGUGGUUGUGAAGCAAGCGACAACUGAGUGUUGGCUGUGCUUCAUGCCAGCUGAACCGACAUGGCCUGAUACACAGUCAUGUAGGACCCUGGCUAAACACAGCCUCAACGGAUCAACUUAUAACUCUGGUGCAUCAGCUGACAAUGCUCGUGGAAAAAUAAUGAGUAUGACAUGUCAGCGAGCAUCGUGCUUGCAGUCGUUGACGUCUCCGUGAAUGGCUGUGGGGGACGGUAACGGAGUCGGCCCAUUGUCAACGCUACUUGACCCGCCGUGUGAGAUAGCUGUACUUUUGUUGAGUUGAAAAUAGAUAGCCCACGCUAUUUAAGUUAGCUAAAGCAGUCCAAAGACUGACCAGAGCCUGAGGGCUUCGACACAUUUGUGAGUAUUUGUACUUUUUGUAAAACUUGAGUGUGAAAGACACGAUGACCCACUAGGAGGCAGAAUAGAUGGUCAUGCACUGAGACAUUGAUUGCUGUUU
Molecule: messenger RNA, 1774 nt
Organism: Pollicipes pollicipes
Lineage: Eukaryota; Metazoa; Arthropoda; Thecostraca; Pollicipedomorpha; Pollicipedidae
Product: CDAN1-interacting nuclease 1
Exons: 4
Coding region: 35-763 (242 amino acids)
Source: RefSeq, a predicted model, not a curated record